AUGUCGGUCGAUAGUAAAGUAAAAGAAUCGCCGCAAUCCAAUAUACUACCAGCAGCAACCAAAGAUGCAGAUCAGGCUAAGUUUUCAUCCCUAGCCCUAGACGAUCGAUUGCUGAGUGCAGUAGAAAAGCUGGGCUGGCAGUACCCUACACUUAUUCAGUCUAAGGGUAUACCAUUGGCUUUGGCUGGAAGGGAUCUUUUGGCACGUGCACGUACGGGCAGUGGUAAGACGGCCACAUACGCUCUGCCGAUUAUAAAUAGAAUACUGCUGGAGAAGCAGACCGAUGGGAACAGCAAGCGGAGUGUUAGGGCCCUUCUGCUCGUACCUACGAAGGAGUUAUGUGAACAGGUACAUAAACAAGUACGUGAACUCACGCUGUACUGCUCCAAGCUUGUGGCUGUGACCGCUGUGUCAUCCACUGUGGAAGUAGAAGAACAGAAGGCCGCACUCCUGCAAGCAUCGGAUAUCCUAAUCGGUACUCCCACCCGUAUUCUUGCCCACAUCAAUGCUAAGAAUGUUGACGUAAAGUCUGUCCACAGCGUGGUGGUGGACGAAGCUGACUUGUUGUUCUCGUUUGGUUACGAGAACGAUGUGCGAACACUUCUGGCUCACCUCACAGUGGGAUACCAGUCAUAUCUCAUGUCUGCAACAAUGACGAAGGAUGUAGAAGCGCUGCGAGAAAUCGUGCAAACCAAUCCAGCCAUCCUGAGGUUGAAUGAGAGUCACCUGCCGGAGGACUCGCGCUUGGCGCAACAUAUCAUCAGAUGCGAAGACAAGGAGAAAUAUCUAAUUCUCUACUCGAUGCUUAUAUUCAAACUCAUCAACGGUAAAAUUCUACUGUUUGUGAAUUCUAUUACGGAAGUCUACAGACUCAAGCUAUUCCUGGAUCACUUCUCGAUCAAAGCCUGCGUGCUGAACAGUGAAUUACCUCACAACUCACGCCAGCAUAUUGUGCAGGAGUUCAAUAAAGGCGUAUAUGAUAUCAUUAUCGCUUCAGAUGAAAAUAGCGCACUGGCAGAUGAAGACGACAGUGACGAUGAAGAAGACCUGACCACUCUCAGAGGGACACAGGCUGUUGCAUCCGAAGAGAAGAGCAAUGUGAUGGAGGGGAAGAAGAAGCGAAAACGCAAGAAUAAUCAAAAAGACGGCGAAUAUGGAGUAACAAGAGGAGUGGAUUUCAAUGAUGUCAAUUGGGUGGUAAAUGUGGACUUCCCCGUUCAUUCCAAUGCAUAUAUCCACCGUGUGGGAAGGACAGCGCGUGCCGGCAAGGCGGGAAAUGCCAUAUCAUUUGUUACACAGCCUGAACACAGAGAGGUUCUUGCUAAAAUCGAGAAGAAACUGAAAAUUCACAACCAUGAGACGAGUCAAAAGGAGAGUGUGCUGCGACCGUAUGCCUUCUCCAUGACCAAAAUCAAGGGCUUGAAAUACAGAGUUGAUGCCGCGAUUACCACGCUCACGAGGGGAGCCAUCAAACAAGCACGACUACGGGAAAUUAGAACAGAGAUUUUAAAUUCACAAAAACUGAAGGACUAUUUCGCUGAGAAUCCGAGGGACUACCAGGUUUUAAGGCAUAACGAUGUACUUGACACAAAGAAGGUUAACUUGGGUCUGAAACACAUCCCCAGUUAUUUGAUGCCGUCAAAAGUGGCCAUAUUGCAGGAGAAAGAGGCGUUGUACGCCGGAAGUGCUCCAGCUGGAGGAGAGUUUAGUCAUGCCAGAAAUCUGAAAAGUAAACAUAGCGCACAUAAAAGAAAGUAUAAGAAGGCCGGAGAUAAGAAGAGGCCGUCGAGCGAUCCGCUCAAAUCAUUUAGUGUAGGUGGAAAUAAGAAAGCGAAAAAAUAG
Messenger RNA from Sphaeroforma arctica JP610, 1842 nucleotides. RefSeq lists its product as hypothetical. The coding region runs from base 1 to 1842 and encodes 613 amino acids. NCBI's taxonomy places the organism in Eukaryota, Ichthyosporea, Ichthyophonida. The transcript has 9 exons. The record is from RefSeq and is a predicted model, not a curated record. Gene Ontology annotation, cellular component: nucleolus. Gene Ontology annotation, molecular function: RNA helicase activity; nucleic acid binding; ATP binding.